AUGGCAAGAAGACAUUUUAAAGAAAGACAGGACAUACUUGGCAAUUUAGAAUUAAUUGAAAGAUACCGUUUGGAUCGUGAUGGGAUGUUGAAUCUGAAUGAUGAAUUACAGGUUUUAUCACCUUCAACAAACAGGAAUUACAGUUUAUCCAGCCUCUCUCAAGUUCUGACAACAUUGUGGUACCUUGCAACAGGAACUAUACAACUUAAUAAUGCUGAUAUGCACUGUGUAUCACAGCCUACAGUAUCACGUGUAAUUGCUAAAGUCACAGAUGCACUAAGUUUUAUCACCUUCAACCGGCAGGAAUUACAGUUUAUCCAUCCUUUCUCAAAUUCUGAUAACAUCCAAAUUCAGGCGCCAACAUUUGAAGAGGCAUCAUAUGUGAAUAGAAUGGGAUACCAUUCUAUUAUUACACAGCUUGUAUUUGAUGCCAACUAUAAAAUACUUGAUGUAGUGGAACGUUGGCUGGUAAAUUGA
Molecule: messenger RNA, 477 nt
Organism: Ruditapes philippinarum (Manila clam)
Lineage: Eukaryota; Metazoa; Mollusca; Bivalvia; Venerida; Veneridae
Product: putative nuclease HARBI1
Exons: 3
Coding region: 1-477 (158 amino acids)
Source: RefSeq, a predicted model, not a curated record